Molecule: messenger RNA, 3826 nt
Organism: Schistosoma curassoni
Lineage: Eukaryota; Metazoa; Platyhelminthes; Trematoda; Strigeidida; Schistosomatidae
Source: the annotation of a GenBank genome assembly
UAUUGACCUGUCCGGGAAAAUCCAAAUGAGCGGUACCAGACACUUCCUAGGAUGCAAAUGUGCAUAGAAUAGAGUGAUAAUGACCAUCAAAUGUUUUUAUGUAUGUCAAUAUGAUGAAUAGUCAUUCGUACAGUAGACAUUGGAAUGGGGUCGGUGACCCUGUACAUCCGUUAUCACGUACUGGACAUUCAGCAGUAUCCCAUGGACGGUACAUCUAUGUUUUAAAUGGUUACGGCCCUUCAGAUGAUAAAAUGAUACUUUUUGAACGAAUCGGUUUAACACGAUAUGAUAUUAUAACAAAUUGUAUAGAAUGUUUACCUAUACAUUGGGAUAUUAAAUCAUUACAAGAUCAUAUGUUCAAUGAAUUAAUUCUAUUAACAUCUGGUAAUAGUGCUGUAUUAUGUCCAGAAUUAUUAAAUAGAAAUAAUGAAAAACAAUCAGCAUGUAUUUAUACAUUUGGAGGUUAUUCACUAUUAGGUAAUAUUCAUUUAAAUGCAUUAUGUCGAUAUGAAUUAACUCAUACUAAUCUAUCAAAAUAUAUAACUAAUGAUAAUGCUAAUACUAAUACUAAGACUACUGCUACUACUACUACUAAUAAUAAUAAUAUAACAUCCACUGGUUUAAGACCACAUUGUUGCCAUGCAUCUGUAAUUAGUGGACAUGGUAUUUUAAGUUAUUUAGCAUGUUUACCACAAGAUAUAACUGGACAUCAAUCUAUUAAUUUAACAAUGUUAAAAUCAUUACAAAGACGAUUCAAUUAUGAUUAUUCAAAUAAUAUACAAUUAAGAAAAAAUACUAAUAAACAUUGUAAUAAUCUUUUACCAUCACCACGUGAUAAAUUUUGUAUGGAAUAUUAUAAUGGUAAACUUUAUCUAUUUGGUGGUUAUGGUCCACAAUUUAAACCAUUAUCACUAUGGCCAAAUCAAUUUUAUCAAUGGCCAUAUUUAUAUGAUCCAAAUGAUAAUCAAAGUUGGAUUAUAUGUGAUAAUAAUGGUGGAUGGAAUAAUCAAUUAAUUAUUUAUGAUAUUCAUCAAAAUCAAUGGAAUUUAAUUCAUCAAUUAAAUGUCAUUGGGAAAUUUCCAACACCACGUGCAGCUCAUUGUUCUAUUAUAUUACCUAAUCAUGGUUGGUUCAUUAUAUUUGGUGGUCGUGGUCCAUAUACUAAUAAUCAUAAUCAUAUAAAUACAUCACAACAUUUAUCAGAUUAUCGUAUGGGUAGAUUAAAUGAUAUGUAUUGUUUUAAUAUUAAUUUAAUGGAAUGGACUAAAAUUUUAACACCAUUAGAUAUACCAAAUAUAAUAAGUAAUCAUUAUAUUAAACAACCAACAAUAUCAUGUAUAUGGCCAUGUGGUCGAUCUUGGAUGAAUAUGAUUGUUGUCAAUGAAUCAUUAUCUAUACAGAACGAUUCUUCUUUUUCGUCUUCUUCUUGUUGUUGUUGUUCUUCUUCUUCUAAAUAUAAACCAAUGAAUGAAAUGAAUAUUCAAUUAUUUCUACAUGGUGGUUAUUCUAAUGAUGAAAAAUCAUUAAAUGAUGCUUAUUUAAUAAAUAUUCAUUUAUGUAAACAAUAUAAACAAUUAAAAGCUGAAAUUAUUCAUUCUACAAAAGAGGUCAAUAUUAUAUCUAAUAAUAAUAAUAAUAAUAAUAAUAAUAAUAAUAAUAAUAAUAAUAAUAAUAAUAAUAAUAAUAAUAAUAAUGACAAUACUUCUUAUUUAAUGAAUUUAAAUAAACAACAUAAUUAUUAUAUUGAAUCAUUGAAUCCAAUGAAUAAUGAUACGGAUUCAAAUAAACCAACUCUAAUAAAUGGUUAUAUAUGUUCACAACAACAAUCAAUGGAUGAUAAGAAAUAUAUUAAUUUAAAUGUGAAUUCAUUUGGAGAAAUUUUAUUCAAUGAACAAUUGUAUAUAGAUUUAAUUCAAUUGUAUUAUUCAAUAGAUUCAAAUUUGAUGACUGAAUUAUUUGAAGCCAAUAAUCAUACUACUUAUAAUAAUAAUAAUAGUAGUAGUAGUAUGAUAGAUAAUUUGAAUUUAUUUUUACAUGAUUUCAAUUAUCAUUUAUAUAUGUAUCAAAAUUCAUCUUUUACAGUACAUAAUCAUUAUAAUUAUGAACCUGAUAAAUGUAUAAAUCCUAAAGAAACAUUAUAUCGUAUUGCUUUAUUACAUACUAUAUUUAUACAAUAUUUAAAUGAAAAUUAUUGUUUAUAUACUAUCAAUAAAGAAAAAGAUAAAGAUUCAAAGAUGAACUCUACUGCUACUCCGGUUACUAGGACCAAUCAACUUAUUGAAGAUUUAAAUAAUAUAUGUGAUAAUUAUCAAUCUGAUUUAGAAUUUACUCAAAAUUCAAUAUUUUCUACAUUAAUAAGUAUGUUUCUUAAAUUUAUGUUACCAUGGCAAAUUAUUCAAAUGAUGUUACAAGAAAAAAAUAGUUGGUUAACAAAUGAAUAUCGUAUAGAAUUACUACAUAAAUUAAUACCACAAUGCAAUAUGUAUAAAAAGCAACAUUUAAAAAAUUCUUCAUCAUUAUCCAUAUAUCAAUUAGAUGUAAAUGAUCCAUUGAUUCUUAAUAAAUUAUUAUUAUUAAUGACACCAAAUCAAAUACAUAAUCCAAUAAAUUAUUCUACAUAUAGUGAUGAUCGUUUAUUAUCAUAUAUACAACAAACAAUCAUGUCAAUAAUAAAAUGUUCUCAUAGUCAAUCACCAUUUUAUAUUGAUAUUAGAAAUACUCCUAUGAAUGAGAAAUUCUUUUCUUCUUCUUCUUCUUCAUCAUCAUCAUCAUCAUGUAUUAUGAUGAAAAUAUUUAAUAAACCAAUUCAUCGUCAUUGGCAUACUGUAACAUUAGGUUUAGAUAGACGUGUAUAUGUUAUUGGUGGAGCUGGCCAGAAAGCAUUAGAUAUACCAUUAGAAUGUUAUAAUUUAAAUGGACCAAUUCAAUUAACUAUACAAUGUUCUAUAAAAAUAACUAAACUUAUUUUAUCUAAAUUUUUAUAUACCAUAGAAUAUGGUUUAUUAACAAUGAAUAAGAAUGAUAAUGAUAAUAAUCACAGUAUGAAUAAUGAUGAUGAUGAUGAUAAUAAUAAUAAUAAUAAUAAUAAUAAUAAUAAUAAUAAUAAUAAUAAUACUACAAUCUUUCCAUAUUCUUGUCAUUUAAAUAAAAAUAAAUUAAAAAUGAAUUAUUUAAUGAAUUUAGAUGAAAAUUUAAAAAAUCUUUUAAAUUAUCAUGUGAAAUACUUAUUAGAAGAAUGGUUAUUAUAAUACAGAAAUAUUAUUUUCUUCAAAUGAACUAUGAAUAUAACAUGUAGAUAUUCAGAGUAACAUUGAUAUAUUUCAGUAGUAUAUUGUUAUUUAAAUCAUUUAAUAUACAUAUUUGAAAUAAACAAGAAUUGGAUAGAACUAGAAAAGAAGGCUCAGGAGAUAGAGUGAAUUGAAGAAUGAUGAUUGGCAGCCUAUACUCCAUCUAGGAGUAAUAGGCACAAAUAAGUAACAUAUUUGUAGUUUCAUCAACUACAGCAUGGAUUUGUGAUAAUUCUUUUAUUCCAAAUAAAAUGUUCAUCAAUUAAAAUGAAGUAUAUCAUUUAACUAAGUUUCUUGAUCUUGUGUUUGUUACUAGCAGUUUGAUAUUGUACAAUGCUUGUAUUAUUCAUAAAUAUACAACUUAUCAUUUUUAUGUUUUCUUGUUUAUACAUUUUGGAAUCUGUAUGUAUCUUGUUUGUUUAAUCUGUCAAUAUUUAAAUUGUUUGUGGAUAGUAAAAUCAACUCGAUUUGAUUGGGAAUAACAUGACUGCCUAACUCUUAUAUCGAGGUCUGUUAGCUGGACAUAGAUUGGAUUAAAU